AUGUCUAUAUGGGAACAAAAACUUGAAAAUCUUCCUCAUACAAAGAAUCUUAUAAAGACUAUCAGACUUUCAUUGGAAAAGAUACUAGAAACAGAAGAGAUAAAUGAAAGACUUAAUACGUUAAAAAUGUUGAAAAAAAGGAUAUUUUCCGAAAUUUGUGUCAUAAAAAGGUUUCAUAAUGAAAUAAAUCAGUUAUAUGAAGUACAAAAAGACAUAGAAAGAUCAUUUUCUGAAGCAGAAGCCUUAUGGAUACAAUUAAAGAACCUAGAUAAUAUUGUUUCUCAAAAAUUAAAAGAAAAGAACCUAUAUGAUUAUAAAAAAUGGAAAUCUAAAGCCCAAAAUGAUCUUAAUGAAUAUAAAAAAAUGAGAAUAGAUAAAUUAGAAAAGAAGAAACUAGAUUAUGAUAAACAAUUGAGAAAAUUUAUCCAAGAAAGGAAAACACUGUAUGAAAACAUGGAAUCCAUUCCAUCAUGUUCAAAGGAAAAAGCGCCAAUAGAUUUAGAAGAAGAACUUAAAAAUAUUGAACUUCCUUUAAUAUUAAAUGAAUUAGAAUCUUUUUUUGGAGAAAUUGAAGAACCUAAUAUAACAAAUUUAACAAUAUUCGAAAAAGAUGAUUACAAAAAACAAAAUCCAACAAUUGAUAUUAUAGAAGAUGAAGAUUUCAAUCCUUCAGAAUGA
Messenger RNA from Pneumocystis carinii B80, 678 nucleotides. RefSeq lists its product as hypothetical. The record is from RefSeq and is a predicted model, not a curated record. The coding region runs from base 1 to 678 and encodes 225 amino acids. The transcript has 7 exons. NCBI's taxonomy places the organism in Eukaryota, Fungi, Ascomycota, Pneumocystomycetes, Pneumocystales, Pneumocystaceae.